This is a messenger RNA of Aspergillus versicolor CBS 583.65, 342 nucleotides long. RefSeq lists its product as uncharacterized. Lineage: Eukaryota; Fungi; Ascomycota; Eurotiomycetes; Eurotiales; Aspergillaceae. The coding region runs from base 1 to 342 and encodes 113 amino acids. The transcript has 2 exons. The record is from RefSeq and is a predicted model, not a curated record.
AUGGCCAGAAGACGUAAAGCGCUGCAGCUUCGAUGGUGUCUUGUCAUCGCCAUCAGCGCCAUCAACGUUGCUGUGGGAUUCUUCUGCAACAUUGGCUUCGUAGUGAUUUUGACCGUUAUGGACUCCUUGCCUCUCGGUCUGCUGGCCCUGCCCGGCCAAUUCACCUACGUCCAGUUCGCACCAGUGACAUCUACUGUUAAACUCUACCUGGAGCUCAAAAUGGUCCAGCUCAUUUCUAAGGUCGUCCAAUGGAGCAUAAACCGCGUUUACUCCUCCAACCACCGGGCCCCAUUAUCGGGUUCCUAUAAUCCCGGGAAUUACGCGAGCGAACUGGUAGUGUAG